Molecule: messenger RNA, 2434 nt
Organism: Lutzomyia longipalpis
Lineage: Eukaryota; Metazoa; Arthropoda; Insecta; Diptera; Psychodidae
Gene: Son
Product: protein Son
Exons: 9
Coding region: 134-2401 (755 amino acids)
Biological process (GO): regulation of cell cycle; regulation of mRNA splicing, via spliceosome
Molecular function (GO): RNA binding
Source: RefSeq, a predicted model, not a curated record
UUGUGCCAGCCGGGAUAUUUCUGAAAGGGAUUUAUUGUGAAAUUUUCAAUACAAGAAAAACAUCUCAAAAAGUUACUUAAAAUUAGUUUUUAGCGUAGUUUUUAGGUGCAAUUCAAAGAGAAUUAGCUGUAGAAUGGAAGAAGAAGAAAAACCUUUGGCCCUUCCAAUAUCUCCACGGAAAAUUAAGCGUGAAAAGGAGACUCCGCCACGGGAGAAAGAACCCCAACCUGCGGAUCUUUCCACCUUCUUAGGCACAUUAUUUGGCAUUGAACCCCGCAAUGAGGAGGAUGAGAAAAAGUCAGUGGAACCCAUGAAGACAUCCGAUGAGAUCCUGACGGAGCUUUUCCAAGUUUUCAAUGCAGCACCCCCGAAGAAAAUCCUCGGGAAGACGGAAAAGAAAGACAAAUCGAAGAAGAAACACAAAAAACACAAGAAAAAGUCAAAGAAAAAGAAGAAAGAUGGGGAUGAGGGGGAGAGUAGCUCAGAUUCGGAGCAGUCUGAGAAGAGUAGGGGAAAAAGGGUGAAGCAAGAGGAGGAUGAAGAGAAGAAAAAGAGCAAAAAGUCCAGGAAGAAGUCUCCGGAAAAGGUGAAAAUUGAAGUUCCGGAGAAAGUUGUUGAACCAACAAAGGAAUUGAGCAAGAAGGAAGAAGAGAAGGAUACUUCGAAACAGAAAGAGCCAGAAGGGAAGAGUCACAGAAUCAUUAUUAAGGACCUAAAAAAUAGUACAAUACUUUCGGAGGCGACAAAGGUAGAGAAGGAGAAGGAAAAGUCAAGGGAUCAUCAUCACAGCAGGGAUAGGAGUUCCAGGAAGCGCCACAGGGACGAAAUUGAGGAUAGAAGGAAGAGAAUUGAUAGGGAUUUGUCAGAUUUCAGUAUAUCCGACGAGGAGGAGUAUCAUCAUAGGGAAUAUUUGCCGCUGAGAAGCCGAGGAGAUUCUCACGAUGGAUUUGAUAGACGACGCCGCGAGAGGAGGUCUAGUAGGUCAAGGCACGAUGAUGGCUUCAGAGGGAGCAGCUACAGAGGAGCCAGGGAUCGCUUCUGGGGUAGUCGCAGGAGGGAUAGAUCUCGCUCCCGGUCACGAUCACGUUCGGAGAAAUCUUCUGAGAAGAUUGAUAAGAAGAAGCUGCUAGAGAUCGCCAGGAAGAAUGCCAUUGUUAUGCUGAAGAAUGGAACGUUGCCUGGAUGUCAAAAUCUUGCCCCCGCUGAUAAGGCUAAAGCCCUGGCAAAGAUGACUCAUGGUGGGAAGACAAUUGAGGAGCUUACGGACUACUGCAAGAAGCUCUCAAACGGGGAAACUCUCAACGAUCUCUCAAGCGCCUCCUCUGCCAAUGAAGAUAGUGAUCAUGACAGAGAUGGCAAUGCAAAGCCCUUCCAUCAUCCGUUUGUGGUUAAAGAUCGAGGGCCUAUUGUGAUGAACAUCAAGAACUCCGUACCAAUUCCCCCAAAGACAGCUGAGCAAACAAAGGCACUCCUUAUGCAAUUUCCUGUGUCAUCGGGUCAGCAUCAUCGUGCCACGGAAUCCGAAUGGGUUCCAGUAUCGCCGAAGAAGCCAGAUCCACCAAAAGAACCGAAGAAAACUGCUCCGAUUCCUGCAAAGCAACUUAGUCAGGCUUUCUACACAAUUCCCACGGAGGAACUACCACCACCAACUCCAGCACAUCCUAGUGCUGAACCUGAGCCUGAAAGUGUCUUUCCGGAAGCUGCAACAUCUCUGCAAAAAUUGGAUGUUUCCAGCAUAAUUACGCAGAGACUGAAUGCCAUGAGGAAGCUUCAGGAGAAUCCAAUGGACAAGGAAGCGCAGGAAUUAAUGAACAAUACACAGAAGGAUAUGUCAAAUUGGGCCACAUCAAAAUUCACACCAGGGAAAUUCCUCGGGAGUACAGGAGCGAAUAUUUUGAGUGCAAAAGAAUUGCAAUCGGGCUUCCAAGCAUGGGCUAAAAGAGAUCAACUCAUCAGUACAGCCCCAGUUUCGGGUGGAAUGGGUAUGCAUUUGCUGCAGAAAAUGGGUUGGAGGCCAGGAGAAGCUCUUGGGAAGGAUAAAUCGGGUUCUCUUCAGCCACUCCUGCUGGAGGUGAAGCUGGACAAGAGAGGUUUGGCUGCUAUUGAAGAGAAUCCGCAUCAAGCUAACAAGAAGCGAAGGAUGACAGCUGCCCAGGCUAAGGAAGCAAUGCAGAAUAAACAUCCUGUCUCCCUUUUGGGGGAGAUUUCAUCAAAACGAAAAUGGCUCUCACCCAUCUAUGAAGUUGUGAUGGAAAGUGGUCCGGGACAUCAUAAGAAUUUCCUUUUCAGAGUCACCCUCAAUGGAGUUUCCUAUACACCUCAAACCCCGAGUAACAAUAAGAAGGAAGCCAAAGCAGUGGCUGCUCGGUGCUGUCUUCAGCAAUUGGGGAUACUUCCGUGAAUUCUCUUCACAGUAAAUGAAUUUAAAGAAAAA